Messenger RNA from Caenorhabditis auriculariae, 7785 nucleotides. Lineage: Eukaryota; Metazoa; Nematoda; Chromadorea; Rhabditida; Rhabditidae. The record is from the annotation of a GenBank genome assembly.
AUGCCCCGUGGGCGGUCGGUCCUCAUCUCGAGCACUUCCUUCCGCCUCUCCACAGUAUCGGCCGAGACCUUAGAAGGAGCGAAAAAGUGGGCGUGUCCCCCGGCGACGCCGUACUGUAGCCUGCUCCGUUUUUGCAUCGAUCGAUCGACACGCCUACAGCCGUCCUCCGGCUCAGUUCUCCUCGAGAAAAGAGAGACUCCUAUUAUCAUCGUCUUCGGCCAGUGAAUCAGACGCCUUCUAAUUGCUUUAUCAUCGCCGUGCCGAGCAAGCUUCCGCGGUCGCCGUCGUCGACAAGUCACGACUGAUUCAGAAUCAGUUACUCAGACGACGUCGUCAUCGUUACUCAACACAUCGUGCAGCGAGAGAGAAAAUGUUCGCAAACAACGGCGCCAGUCUGCCAUACUUUGAGAGCCGCGACGACGCCGAGAAUCUUCCUGAAGGCCGGUCCGACGGCCCUACAGGCCCGCACACUUCGGUGAUCGUCCGACCGAAUGGACUCCUCGAAGAGAUGGGGCCUCAGGGUCCGCCGGCCUCCAUGGGCUGUUAUCCGACCACGCCGACGGCUUCCUACUAUUCUGGAACUCCUGGAUAUCCGAGCCCCUAUUCCAUGAACUUCCCUUUCCUUUUCACCCACGACUGGCCUUUUCAGGUAUCUACAUUCUUUGUUUGAUCUUAAUUCCUUGUGGACUUGUUUACGAUUAAAAAAAAAAGAAAGUUUAUUGAUUUUCUGAUAUUAAAACUAGUAUUCUGUUUCCAUUCUCACUUGAUUCAACAUCUAAACAUAGGACUGUAAGUUCACUGGUUUCAUCCAGAAUCAUGACCUUCAAUGUAGAUUUAAAUGAUCUUUGCGGAGUCCUUCUCGUGAUGAACAGCUCCUUCAGAAAUUUCCAUUUUUUCAUAAAUUAAGCUGAAGUCGAUCUGCUAAAAAAAUCGAUCACGUUUUUGUUUUUAGUCUUCAAAAUUGUUGCUUACCUUUUCAAUACAAAUUUUUUUUAAAAUAUAUAUUGUGAAUAUUCUUUCAAACUUCGCCUAGCGAACCUCGAUUUUUAUUUAAAGCCAUCAUUGAUUUUGUUUUCCUUUUUUUCCUGACUUCACUUUUCAUUCGCUCUGCACCUUUAGAGAAUUAGGCCUAGAAAUGUUCAUCAACUCUCCGAACCUUUACUCAAUUUAAAAACAAUUAACGGAAAAGAAACCGGUUUUUACACGCUUUUUAAUAUCUUUUAUUGUUUCUCUGACGAUUGUUGUUGAAACUAAACCACUUGGUCUUUGAAUCUGGAAUCUUUGUACUGCUGAUUUCAAUUAAUUAAAUAUUUUAAUAAUUGUCAAUUAAUCUGGGUUGGUUACCGAUAAUAAUGAGUAAUGGGAUGUUAACUAAUGAGCUUGCAAACAAUUUUUCUUCACAAUUUUUUCAAAAUCGAUCUUUUUUCCACUUUCAAUGAUGUUUUCGACAUGAAAAUAGGGUAACUUGAAGGGUUUUCAGAUUUUUUUGUUAGGGAAAAAAGAAGAUCGGAUCAUUAAAAGAGGUUUUUUUAAAAAAAAAAAUUACAGUUUGAAAGCUACAUGAAUAGGCAAACUAUAAAUGAGCUGAAUUCAGAAAAAGUUGCUAAAUCCAUGAUUCAUUUUUCUCAAAAGUUUUACGAGGCUUUCCAAUUUUUAUUAAUGAAAUGCAGAUUUUUUAAUAAUCAAUGUGAAAUAGAGGGAUCUGGGUAUCUGGAUGGUCACCGUGUUGUUUAUUUAAAACAAAUUAUCGAAAAAAACAAAAUUUUUCGAGCUUUUCUUAAUAUUAUUGGAUAGAUUUUUUUCACUUUUUUUGAACCUAUUUCCAAAUUUCUACGGAAGAGCAAUGAAUUUAGCCAAGCUUUUUAGCAAGAUUUGAAAAUAUUUGAAUCUCGACUCCGUCGGCAGCACCGCUACCGUACAAAGUAGCCGCUAAUGGGCUCCUUUGAGAGACAAACCCAUAAACUUUUUUUGCGCGCGGCUUCCUUUUUUUGAUCAUCCCAGCACGCGUCGAGACCUUUUCAAACGCCAUUUGAACUUUAGAAAAAAAAAAAAAAAUCGACAAAAAAGAUGAUUGACUUGAUAAAAAACUUAUCUAUUCUUUAUUUUGUCAAAAGAUUAGAGGCUUGUAUCGAAACGCGCGGAUUUCUCUUUCCGCUCUGGACUGUUUGCUAGCCUACCGUAAUCUUCAAAGGUUCUCCCUUGCCUGUUUUGGGACCAGAUGAUGCAUUGCGGAUUCCUGGGAGGAUACCUUGGAUUUAAGUCGGAAUAUAUUGAAUGUUGAGUCAGCAACUCAAAUAGUUCUUUUUUGGGUGAAUAAAUAUGGAGUGGACGAUUGAGAAAUUUCAGAUCUAGUACAUUUUUGGGGAAUAUAGACAAAAAUGCUUUAAAGUUUUCGGCUUUUCUGAUACUGAAAAGCUUCGGCAAAGUUCAAGAUAUCUCGAAAAAAACUUCAACUUCAUAAACAAACCAUUAUUAAAGGAGAAUAAACAACCAAGGCUUCUUGAAAAUUUCACUUUCAAAUCGAUCGAUAAUGAUGAAUUUUUCAGUUUCCGCACGGGGACGGCACGACUUCGCCUUCUCUGAGCCACCAUCUGCCUUCUCCUAUUCUUGGCAAUCCCGCCAUAGGUUUUUUUUUCGAAACUCUCAAUUUUAGAAAAUUAGAGGAAGGUCAUAAAAGUUCAUAUCAGUUGAGCAGAACACGAAUCUUUUUUAACAAAAUAUAUUCUUGCAAGUUUCGAAUGUUUCGGCUCUCGCAUGGGGAAUGGCUCGGAGCGGCUUCUUAGUUAUCUCAAAUAAUAUUGCUUGGUUAGAACCCCUUUUCAUGAAAGCGAAAUGCGCAAGUCGUUUUUCGGUCGGUCGCGCUGAAAAAACUUAAAAUUUAAAGAUUCGUAGUCGUCGAACGUUUAGCUAUUUCUCGUGGGGCUAUAACUUUUUAAAACGCAGAGAAUUUAGUUGAAUUACUUUUAAGGACAAUGAAACUCGGACUUUUAAUUUAAAUCUUCCAUUUGGUUAGCUGCUGUCAUCGCCAUGGAGCAUUCUGUGUCCGAAAUAGAGCACUGAGUUGAAUUGAACAGACUUGAAGCGAAAAAAGAAAAAUGUCCUGGAUGAACUAUGAUUAGAUUUUCGAAAAGAACCUCUUGCAGCAAAUCGGCUGAAUCCGCUCGGGAGUCAGCUGCACUCUUCGGCCGGUCGACACGGUCUCCACGACUUCAGCGUCUCCUCGUCGCCCAUGGGGCAGUACAACCCGAAGAAGUCGGGACGACGGCCGCGAGAACUUUCGGUUAGUUCCGACCCGAAAAGAGAAGCUCCAGAAUGGUAGUGGGUAGUUUACCUUCAUUGAAAAAGUCACAAAAUCAAUGUGUUUCCCAUCAAUUUCGAAAUAAUGAACGAUAUAACAAAAUCAACAAAAAACUGAUCGGUCGGAAGUUUGAAGAUUUAAAGACUGUAUAUAAUAACUUUGAUUGAGAAAUAUGUAACUGGCCUGGAGUCUAGUUGAUUUUUGUUUCAAUGCAAACAUUUUUUUUUUGAAAAUAAGUUUAAAAAAAAUCAACGCUUUACCUAAUUUUUUUCAUUCAACUCGUUCAGAAGUCGUCAAUUUAUGGAAAAAAAAAUAGAAAUUUCAAAAAGCUAUGGAGAAGAAUUUUGAAACUGUACAGUAGCGAGCCCUUUUACAUCAUGAUUGGAGCGUUUUUUUUGGGAAAUACAGUAACCUGGAGCGGACCUCCUGCCGUUUAGCUUUCUUCUCAUUUGGGGAGCAUACUCGGAAAAUUCGAGACAAUUUAAAACAAUGAAGGCAAUGUUUCUUUUCAAAAAAGUACGCUUCAAUCUUUUGAAAAAAAUUUAACCAUUAUGAACAGCCAAAAGGAAAUUUUUCGUAAAUUUCACGGAAACUCUUUUUUCAAAGCUUUUAUGAUGAUUCUAUAAAAAACAUUCUUUUGAGAUGCUCAAACUUUACCAAGAAAGCAUACCGUUUUUGAAGCAGAAAAUUCUGGUUUUCGAUGCUCUAAGAAGUUAUGUAGAAACUGGUGAGGUUGAAAAAUGAAAAAUGGAGCAAUAGAAAAAAAUGUUUGAUAUAUAUAAACGUUGGAGAGGAAUCGAGCCGCCCCAAUACCUGACUCACGGUGUUUGUCACCUACCCCUUUAAUCGAUCCCCAUUUUCUCGAUUUAGUCAUCAGUAUAAGAGGGUUGAAUCACCGAAAUUAUCAAGGAGAAAUUUCGAUCACAGAGCAGUUUUCUUCAAAAUUCUUUUCUUUUUCUUCUCUUCCAGAAGCAUUUUUGAAUAGUUUUGAGAGACUGUUGGUCUUCACGGCGGGCGGAUUAACAGAAGGAAGCUCGAGAAUGGCCGAAAAGAGGCUUUUUGUUGAGUGGCACUUGAAGUUAGGAAGAACUAGGAGAAACUUCUCUACCUAUCAUAGGCGUUGGGUUGAAAUUUUGGAAAAAUAUUCAAGAAAAAAGAAUCGUGUAAAAUUUACUAUAAUUAUUAGGAAAUUUUUUUCAUAGUUAUAAGAAAAAAAUAUAAAAAAAUUUUUUUUUCUUCCUGGUGCAAGGUUUGGAAUUUUUUUCAAAACUGUUGUGUUUUUUUGUGGGACUAAAAAAAUGAAAUUAAUAAAGUUUUGCUCAUUUUUUUCUCAGAAAAAGAAACACGAAGGCUCGAGAGAGAGAGAGAGCGUAUCACAGGACAGAUCUGAAUUUUGAAGCGACUGCAAUUUUUUUCCAUUUCUCAUUUUUUUUUUUGACUAAAUACAUCAAGCGUGCUCCGAAAACUCGAUAAUAUUCCAAAUCCGGCUAAUCCGUCGCCAGAAAAAAGACGCCGCGAUCCGCUGCCAGCAAACUUUGCACGAUCCUCGACCGCCUAAUACGAAGCAAUCAAAGGCGGGGGAGAAGUUGCGAGAGUUGUUGGCAAAUAAAUACCGGAAUUAGUCAGCCGAUUCCAGAGUUUUACGAGGUUCACGAUGGGUCAUCGUCGGCCUUUGUUUGCUCACAAUUGCUGGUGAUCUGUGUUUGGAUCAGCUUGGCGGAUUUUCUUGAUGCGGGAAGUUCUUUGGGGUAAUUAUUGAGUGGAAGUUGAGAGGAGACUGAGUUCAGCAGUGGUUUGAGGCUUUCCAGCUCUUUUGAGUCAGUUUUUAACUUGAAUUAAAUUUUUAAAAUGAGAAAAAUUUUCGUUUGUUUGGGGGAAAAUGAGUCACGAAGUUUUGAAGUUCUCAGUUAAUCAAGAGUUUUGUUCAACGAUCGUUCAGACUUUCUGAAACUGCUUUCUUAAGAAAAAAGAGCAGAAGCUCGAGAAUUUUCAGCUUAUCAAGAGAGAACCUGAGUUUUUUCGUAUGUUCUGUCCUCAACUUUUGCUUCCUGUCAAUCAAGAAGUCUAUGAGAUUUUAAUAUUUUUCAUGGUAAAAAGUUUCUUGCAGUAUUUAUUGAAGAAAAGGGACAAAAAAAUAAUUGGUAAUUAAUUCAAAUCGAACUUUCUGGGAAACUAGGGAGAUGUCGUUGUCCUCAACCCUUCGAAAAAAUUAAAAAAUUCGAAAAUUGAAAUGUAUGAAUAAGGACUUGAAUAGAAAAUUAAACAAGGUAAAAUAAUAGUUUUUUUCAAAAAAAUAUGUCGCCCUCUCUUUCAUUCUCUAUUCUCCUAAAACUUUCCUGGAAAAAUUUAAGACAAAAUAAUUUUUAGAAGUGAAAAUUGCGAAGACUUCCAAAUCUCAGCCUGAAUAAUAAUUUUUCAGGAGGAAAUGGAAGAUGAAGACCAGGACAAGCGAAUCAAGCGCCGACAGAGGAACAAGGAAGCGGCGGCGAGAUGUCGUCAGCGUCGGCUCGACCUCAUGACAAGCCUCCAAGAGGUGUUAUUUGAAUCCCCAGUUUUAUUUAUAACACCUUUUUCCAGCAAGUCGACCGCUACAGGUCGGACAACGAUCGCAAGACGGCCGAGAUUCGCGUCAUCCGUUCCAAGGUUUUUUAAUGAUGACCUUUCAUUGUAGCCAUGAUCAUCUACUCAAUUGACUUAUCUUGAUCAUAGAAAUUUCUGAGUUGGAAAAAAUACCUUACAACAAAAGUAGUUUCGAAAAUUUAGAAUUCCUUGAAAAGUGCGAAUUUUGCGAUGGUAUCUCGACAUCUGAAACCUAGUCUUUUAGUGGAGAUAAAAAGGUUUUCUUUAAAUCUACUAAUAGGUAAAAGUCGCACUUUUUGGAAUAAUCUUUGACCAGCAUCAUAGGUAGAUAAGUAGCGAACUCAAUUAGUCCAGGAGAAACGGUUGAAUCGAGAAUUUUUGAAAAAAGGCAUAUAGGAACUUUUAACAUCAGUGAGGUAAUGUCAAAUGAAAUCUCAACCUCAGGAGAUAUUUUAGUUUAGCAAGACUCGGUAGGCCUUCAAAUCAAUCUCUCCCUGUAUGGCAUACUGUUUAAAUGCAGCUUUUACCCGAAUCUUCAAUCUCAAAUGUGAAAUUGAUGGGAAGAAGAUCCAUGUAAAGAAGAAACAGUACUCAAUUUUAUCCUUUUUCCAGAUGGACCAAAUGGAGUCGUUCCUUCGCAACCACGACUGCAAAAUGACGACGGCCGAACGAGAAGCGGCGCUGCCCAAGUUCGGCGGCCAGUUGCCCUCGUUCUCCGCGACGUCGUCCUCGCAUCCGAAUCCGCCGCCGGCCAUCUCGACCACCUCGGCGCCCAUGCAACGACACGAGUACCAGCCGCCGCGGUUCACGCCUUCCCUGGGCAAUAUCAAGCGACCGCUCAGCUCCUCACAGCUCCCGCUUCCCGCCCGCACCGAAAAUGGCCUUCUCGAACCCGAUGCUAAGGUAAUUGAGGAGAAGGGACUAGGAAGUACUUGAAAAAGUCUUGAAAAUGCAGUCGAGUUCUUUGGAGCUUGACCUAAAAACAAAGAUAUACAGAUGGAGUUGAUGGAAAUCUCAAAAAUCUCAACUUCAAAGUCUUCAAUUUUUUCUCAAUUUUUUCUCCGUCAUCAAAUUCCAUGUAGAGUCAACUGUUUGAAUUUUGAACAUCUUCGAAGUAUUCGGCGAAAGAUUUCUUUGUUCAAAGGACAGUUCAUAGCUCCCAAAUGAAAUCCUUUGAUUACGGCUUCAUAUUUUUCUAACAAAGAAAUGUUUAACUGAAAAGAUUUCUGUUUCAAGACGCUCUCAACGUCACAGCAUUUAAAAAAAGGUUUUUUUUUCAGAUAAUCAAGCUCGAGGUGGACCCGCCCCUCAACCAGAUGAACCACACGGAAGACGUCGAGAGACCGUCGGCCCUUCCUUUGGCCAACGAAUCGGCUCCCGUCGCCCCGUUGACCACCCCUAGCCGGUUGGUAUCUAUUGAUUUUCCAAUAAAUGAAAUAUCUAAUAAAAUAAAUCCCGAUGAAGUUUCAGGAUGUACAACACGGUUCCAACCUUCAACGACAAUUUUGCAUUACCCUCGUCUCUUUUUUCUAGCGGCCCUAUGGGUUGGUUUCCGCUACAAAGUUCAAGAAAUGUGGUGGAAUUUUGGUGGGACAGCGAGAAAAAUGAAAUGUUUCGAAAAUCAAAAUCUUUAUAUGCCCUUAAGGCCGCUGUGAACAGACCGUUCUCAUGAGUAAAAAUUUCUUUUUUUGAUAUGCUUUUUUCCGCCACAUGACUUGUUCAUUGUGUUUGUGUGUUUGUGAUGUGAAGGAGUUUUUCAACCAUAGAUCAGAUUGUCCAUUUCAGAUGUUUCAGGGGACUUUUUGGCUCAGAACACAGGCCUGACUCCCUCGGGACAGCCGCAAAUGAGCUUCGUGAACACGCCGACGCCGAUGCACACUGCAGACGCGGACCUCAGGCCUCUUUGA